AUGCCUCCACUACGGCUUUGGCCUCUUCUCCUACCUCCAAAGUUGCAACUCUGCAACUCGUCAGCUGAAUUCACGCUCUCAGAAUUCACCGCCAACCUCAGCAACCAUGCAAUCUACAGCACCGCUAAUAAGGGCACCGUGGAGCAUGACAUCAAGAACUACCUUCAACCUAAAUUUGGGUCAGUAGAAUAUGGGUUUAGGAGGAGCUGGCUGUUGACAAAAUAUUACUACUCCAUCGUCCUCCCUCUCACCCAUAAGGUAUUUGAUAUAUUACUUUGUCCAGUCGAUGUAGCUUACAAGGCUGCUGACAAAAUAAUCCAGGUUACUGAAGAAAACCUCGCAACACUAUUUAUAAAUUGCGGACAUGUUGUGGACUGUCGCAUGUGUGGGGACCCAAAUUCAGUCCUUAGGUUUGCUUUCAUAGAGUUCACUGAUGAUGAGGGUGCAAGGGCUGCUCUGAAUCUGUCAGGAAACGUGCUUGGAUAUUAUCCUGUCAAUGUUCUACCAUCAAAAACUGCCAUUGCACCAGUCAACGAAACAUUCCUACCCAGGCCUGACGAUGAACGUGAAAUGUGUGCAAGGACAAUCUACUGCACAAACAUUGACAAGAAGGUCGCUCAAGCAGAUCUAAAGUUAUUCUUUGAGUCCAUAUGUGGUGAGGUAUUUCGACUGAGGUUUCUUGGCGACUACCAUCAUUCUACCCGCAUCGCUUUUGUGGAAUUCGUGAUGGCAGAAAGUGCUACUGCCGCUCUCAACUCUAGCGGUGUGGUACUGGGAUCCUUGCCAAUAAGCGUCACCCCGCGGCAGCCACCUAUCAGGAGUUCCUCAGAGGCUGUGGUGGCGGUGGAGGAAUGCGCUCGUUCUAUCCACAGCGCGCUCUUCUUGCCAUCUGAAAUUUAG
Molecule: messenger RNA, 900 nt
Organism: Zea mays
Lineage: Eukaryota; Viridiplantae; Streptophyta; Magnoliopsida; Poales; Poaceae
Product: polyadenylate-binding protein-interacting protein 11
Exons: 12
Coding region: 1-900 (299 amino acids)
Molecular function (GO): RNA binding
Source: RefSeq, a predicted model, not a curated record